CAACCUCAAAUUAGUUUUAUAUCUGAAAUGCUCAUUCAUAUUUUGUUUAAUUUCUGUUCACUCGUCGGAAAUAUCGCAGAGAAGUUAUUUACUUGAUAAUAAAAAUAUAUAGGCACCUUACAAUCGUCAGUUAUCAAAUGUUUUAAUCUGGCUAUUGUGAAUAUUAUCGUUUUCAAUGUUUUCAUUGUGAAUGAAUAAAGAUAAGCGGUAGGUAGAAGUAGAAGGUACUUAUACUUCGUUAAAAAAUUUCGUGUUUUUUAGUGGGGGAGAUCAGUUUAUUUAAGCAAGUUGCGCAUUUCGAACAUAUUUUAACGAACAGUGUUCUCGUAAAUUUCUACUUCAACAAUGGAUACUUUGCAACAACUUCCCAAAAUUCAAUAUACUAAGAUUUUCAUCAAUAACAAAUUUGUUGAUUCAGUUAACAAAAAAACUUUUCCAACUCUGAAUCCUGCAACAGGAGAAACAAUAGCUGAUAUUGCUGAAGGUGAAAAGGAAGAUAUUGAUAUUGCAGUACAAGCUGCUAAAACAGCAUUCUCCAGAAAAUCAGAAUGGAGAAAGAUGGCACCUUCAGAAAGGAUGAAACUGCUCAAUAAAUUAGCAGAUCUAAUUGAGCAAAAUACAACUGAAUUGGCUGCUUUGGAAUCUCUAGAUAAUGGAAAACCUUACAAAAAUUCACUCAUUGGGGAUAUUCCUGGAGUGGUAUCAGUUUUCAGGUAUUAUGCUGGACUGUGUGAUAAAUAUUUUGGAAAAACAUAUCCUGUGGAUGGUGAUUUCCUUUGCGUCUCUAGAAAAGAACCCAUAGGAGUAGUUGGUCAGAUAAUUCCUUGGAACUAUCCUUUAAUGAUGCUUGCGUGGAAAUGGGGCCCAGCUUUAGCUGCCGGAUGCACUCUUGUCUUGAAACCUGCAGAACAAACUCCUCUAACUGCCUUAUAUGCAGCUGCUUUAUCUAAAGAAGCUGGAUUUCCCAAAGGUGUUAUCAAUGUUGUACCAGGAUAUGGACCAACAGCUGGAGCUGCUUUGGCAUUACAUCCAGAUGUUUCAAAAGUUGCUUUCACUGGUUCUACCGAGAUUGGUAGAAAAAUGUUAUCAUACUCUGCUCAAUCAAAUUUGAAAAAAGUAUCCCUUGAACUUGGAGGAAAGAGUCCUCUUGUAGUAUUUGAUGAUGUUGAUGUUGAUGAGGCAGUAAAAAUUGCUCAUGAUGCUCUUUUUUCUAAUCAUGGCCAAAAUUGCUGCGCUGGUUCAAGAACAUUUGUGCAAGCUGAGAUUUAUGAUGAAUUUGUUAGAAAAGCAAGUGAAUUAGCCAAGAAAAAGAAAGUUGGAAAUCCUUUCAAGGAAGAUACUGAACAGGGACCACAGGUGGAUCAAAUGUCCAUCAAUAAAAUAAUAGAUCUCAUAAACUCUGGGGUAAAAGAGGGUGCAAAAUUACAGACUGGUGGAAAGAGAAUUGGUAAUGAGGGAUAUUUUGUGGAACCUACAGUGUUUUCUGAUGUUAAAGACAACAUGAGAAUUGCUAAAGAAGAGAUUUUUGGACCUGUCCAAUCGAUUUUGAAAUUUGAAACUAUGGAUGAAGUUAUUGAUAGGGCUAAUAAUACAGAAUAUGGAUUAGCUGCUGGGGUAAUCACAAAAGACAUCAAUAGAGCUUUUGAAUUUUCUCAGGCGGUGAGAGCUGGCUCUGUUUGGAUAAAUACUUACAAUGCUGUAACACCUCAAGCUCCAUUUGGUGGGUAUAAGAUGUCAGGAAUAGGGAGAGAAUUGGGACCUGAUUCAUUGGAAGGAUAUUUGGAGACAAAAACAAUUAAUAUGAGUGUACCUUGUACUCAUUGAGUUUUUUGGAGUUAGUUAUGUAUAAUAAGAAAGUUGUUUAUUAUAUAAAAUAUUCUAGUUUAUUGUUUUGUUUUCACUUUAAAUAUAUUUACAUAACUAUUGAA
Messenger RNA from Harmonia axyridis, 1928 nucleotides. Its product is annotated as aldehyde dehydrogenase, mitochondrial. Gene Ontology annotation, molecular function: aldehyde dehydrogenase (NAD+) activity. The record is from RefSeq and is a predicted model, not a curated record. NCBI's taxonomy places the organism in Eukaryota, Metazoa, Arthropoda, Insecta, Coleoptera, Coccinellidae. The coding region runs from base 346 to 1824 and encodes 492 amino acids. The transcript has 11 exons.